Messenger RNA from Gekko japonicus, 2433 nucleotides. RefSeq names its product protocadherin gamma-A6-like. Gene Ontology annotation, biological process: homophilic cell-cell adhesion. The transcript has a single exon. The record is from RefSeq and is a predicted model, not a curated record. Gene Ontology annotation, cellular component: plasma membrane. Gene Ontology annotation, molecular function: calcium ion binding. Lineage: Eukaryota; Metazoa; Chordata; Lepidosauria; Squamata; Gekkonidae. The coding region runs from base 1 to 2433 and encodes 810 amino acids.
AUGCCAAAAACUCAGAAUUUGUGGAGCUACAAAGGAGAAAUCCUGCAAUGCCUUCUUAUGGUAUAUGUUUGGAAGGCAGUUUCUGCACAGAUCCGCUAUUCCAUUCCAGAGGAGAUGCAGAAAGGAUCUUUCGUGGGGGAUGUUGCAAAAGAUCUGGGAAUGGACAGGAGACGACUUCCCAACCAUGGACUCCGCAUUGUCCCCACUAUAGGUAGGAUUCAGUAUUUUGCUUUCAAUAUCCACAAUGGCCAUUUGCAAACCUCUGAGAGAAUAGACCGAGAGGAAAUCUGUGGCGAGGUAGAGAAAUGCAUCCUAAAGUUUCAGCUUAUUAUUGAAAGCAAAUUAGAGCUUCUUGGAGUUGAGGUGGAAAUUACAGAUAUAAAUGAUAAUGCUCCCCAAUUCAUGCCAAUGGAAUGGAAAUUGAAAAUCAGUGAGACUGCUACCCUUGGAGACCGACUUCUUCUCCCCAAAGCUCAAGAUCCAGAUCUGGGUAUAAAUUCAAUACAGAACUACCGACUUUCAGGCAGCAGCCAUUUUUCUUUGGAUGUGCAAAUGGAAGAAAAUGGCAUUAAGCAUGCAGAGCUGGUGUUGGAAAAAAAUCUGGACAGGGAGGAACAAGCAGUUCAUGACCUCAUCCUCACAGCUACCGAUGGGGGCGAUCCAGUAAGAUCCGGCAGUGCUCAAAUCCAAGUUAUAGUUCUAGAUGCAAAUGACAAUGCACCAGUUUUCAACCAGUCAAUCUAUGAAGCAAGUGUCAUGGAGAAUAUUCCUAAAGGGUCUACAGUCUGUACGGUACGAGCUACCGAUCAGGAUGAGGGAAUCAACAGAGAGAUCAAAUACUCCUUUCAAAAAAUCACAGAUAAGUAUUCCAAAAAUUUUCUGCUGAAUUCCACAACAGGAGAAAUAAUCCUAAAAGAGACCCUGGACUACGAAGCGUCAUCCUUAUACCAACUUGAGGUACAGGCCACUGACGGGGGAGGGCUGAGUGACACAUCAAAAGUUGUGGUCUCUGUUAUAGAUCUGAAUGAUAACGCACCAGAAUUAGCAGUGACCUUUGUAAUCAGUUCAAUCCCUGAGAACUCACCAGCUGGAACAGUUAUUGCUAUCUUAAACGUACAAGAUAGAGAUUCAGGACUCAGUGGGGAAAUUAAAUGCUUCAUUCCCAACAACUUCCCUUUCCAACUGAAGAAAUCAAUAGACAGUUUUUACUCCUUAGUGACAGACAGAGCUCUUGACAGGGAACAGGUACCAUCUUAUAAUAUUACUGUUACAGCUACUGAUCACGGGACUCCACCACUCCUUACAUCUACUGUUAUUUCACUCCAGGUGUUAGACACAAAUGACAACCCACCCCUCUUUACAGAAUCAAGCUAUACAUUUUAUGUCAUAGAAAAUAAUCUGAGAGGAGCUUUGAUCUUCGCUUUAAAAGCCAGCGACCCCGACUGGGAAGAAAAUGCCAGAAUAACAUAUUCCAUCGUGGAAGGAGUCAUGAAAAUCCCCCCUCCCUCUUCUUACUUAUCUAUUAAUUCUGAAUCAGGGGAAGUCUAUGCACUGAAUUCCUUUGAUUAUGAAGAAUUCCGGGAGAUUCCGUUCCUAAUCAGGGCCCAAGAUGGAGGCUCCCCACCACUCAGCUCCAAUGUCUCAGUGACUGUCUUCAUCCUUGAUCAGAAUGACAAUGCUCCAGAAAUCUUAUACCCUUCCCCUCCCACUGAUGGUUCCACAGGGAUAGAGUUGGCCCCCCACUCUUCUGAGCCUGGAUACCUGGUCACUAAAGUGGUGGCAGUGGAUCGAGACUCUGGGCAGAAUGCCUGGCUCUCCUAUCAGCUACUCAAGGCCACAGAGCCAGGGCUCUUCUCCAUAGGACUCCACACUGGGGAGAUCAGGACAGCCCGUUUCUUUCUGGACAAGGAUGCUCUCAAGCAAAGCCUGGUGGUUUUAGUGAAGGACAGUGGGCAGCCCCCUCUGUCUGCCUCAGUCACGGUCACUGUGGUGCUGGCCGACAGCAUCCCUGAAAGCCUCUCUGAUAUUAGCAGCAUCUCAGCUCCUGCAGACCCCCAGUCGGACCUCACCUUCUACCUGGUGGUUGCUGUGGCUUUUGUCUCCUGCUUGUUUUUCACCUUCCUCCUUGUUUUACUGGCCAUCAGGUUGCACAGGUGGAGAACUUCUCAGCUGUGUCAUUCAGGGAGUAUGAAUUUCAGUGGUGUUCCUGUCUCACAGUUUGUGGGGAUUGAUGGAGUCCGAGCCUUUCUUCACUCCUAUUGCCAAGAGGUUUCUCUCACUGCAGACUCUAGGAAAAGCCAGUUCAACAUUUCCAAGACAAAUAAUUCUGAUACUCUGACUAAUCCGUUGACUGGUGAAGUAAAAGAUCCUAUCCAAGCUGCUGAGGAUUUAAAUUUGAAUAGUGGGGAUCUGAUCAUAAUCCAGGUGAGCUAA